Molecule: messenger RNA, 621 nt
Organism: Racocetra persica
Lineage: Eukaryota; Fungi; Glomeromycota; Glomeromycetes; Diversisporales; Gigasporaceae
Source: the annotation of a GenBank genome assembly
AUUCGAUAUUCUCCAAUACCUAUUGAAUAUCCACUAACAUCCUUAGAAGGGUGUAAAGUAAACAAAUCUGUUCGAAUUUGUACUGGAGCUAAAGUUUGUGAAUUUGUUUCAUGUGAAUUAAAAGAAACACAACAUACUGAAGUAGAUGAAAGUAUUGAUUUUUAUAAAUUAAAUCAACCUACUGAUUUACAAACUUUAAAAGAAGCUAAAAUACAUGCUAUAGAAAAAAAAUCAGAUAAUGAUAUUCUAUCAUAUUUUAUUGGAUGCUCAGCUUGGUCUCCAGGACAAAAACAUUUUCAUUAUAAAUUAAAUUGUGAUGAAAUUAAUAUUACAAUAUUAGAAAAGUUGUUUAGAGGAAAACCUAUUACCUUAUUUAAUAAAGUAGCAGAAAAUUGUUGUACAGUAUUAUUUACAAGGAUUCGUAAAAAAGAAUAUUCAUUUUUUCAUUUAUCUAAUGAAGGAAUAAAACAAAAAGGAAAAAUUAUUAAAUUGAAUUGCAAUGUUCAAUUUAUUAAGCUUGUUCCUUUAGAUAUAACAACAAUACUAUUUGUUGUUUUAAUUUGUAAAGGAAUUCAUACUCAUUCACUGCCACCUCCAACUAAUAUUCCAGUUGGAAUUUAA